GUUUGCCUGGCAACGGUGUGCACGGCGCAAGGUUCCUAAAAUCUGAACAUGGCGGGGGAAGAAAAGACAAUUAUUAGAAACAAACGUGUUUUUCUAAAUCACCUGGACAGCUACACAUGCCGAAAUAUUGCCCUGUAUCUGUCAAAUUGUGUGGUUGGAGCAUCACUUGAAGAUGCUGGAGGGGAAGAAGAGGAAGGAGAAGGUGAAGAAAGUGACAAACAAAAUGACGUUAGUUCUGCUAAACCAAAGGAAGGCACUUUUCAAAUUGUAGGAACACUUGCUAAAUCAGAUAGUGUAAAACCUGACUUUGCACUUGAAACUUAUAUGGUAUCUCGACGAGAGGAGCUUAUGGAUCGCCUCCUUGAGUGUGAUAUCAUCAUUUACAACAUCACCGACAGUGAACAGCAACUUGAGGAAGCCACUUGGGCUGUUUCAGCCAUGCAUGCUGAAAUUGAGAGAUUUGAAAACCCAAAGAUGUUUAUUUUACUUUCUACAGUAAUGACAUGGGCUCGGAGCAAGCCUGUUGAUCCAGAUGAUCCAGAUAUUCCAUUUACUGAAGAUGACUACAGGAGAAGAAGACCACAUCCCAAUUUUAAAGAGCACAUUAGUACUGAAAAACUUGUCAUCAAGCUUGGAAAAAUUAAUAAAAGUAAACUAACUACAUAUGUCAUUGCCUCAGGCAUACAGUAUGGAAUGGAGGAAGAUAUGUUGCAUUUAUUCUUUAAGAUGGCUUGGCAUGGAGAGGUUCCUGCACUACCCGUAUUUGGAGAUGGAACAAAUUUUAUUCCAAUGAUUCACAUAUUUGAUUUAGCUGCAGUAGUGCAAAACGUAGUUGAUCAUAAACCAAAGACACAUUAUCUGGUAGCAGUAGAUGAUUCUAAACACCUUCUAAGAGAAGUGGUUAAGUGCAUUAGUUCAAAACUUGGAACAGGAAAGGUUCAACGGGAGUCAAAAGAAAAUGCUUUGCUUAAGAAAGAGUUAACGCAAAAUCACAUUGACCAUUUACUGGUGAACUUGCAAAUGGAGGCUGUUUAUAUAAAGGAGAACUUCAACAUUCGCUGGAUGGCUGAUACUGGCUUUGUGGAGAACGUAGAAAAGGUUAUUAAAGAAUAUAAACACAGUAGAAGAUUAUUGCCAGUCAAAAUAUGCAUUCUUGGACCACCUGCUGUAGGAAAAAGUACUGUAGUGGAAAAACUCUGCAAGCAUUACAAACUGCAUCACAUUAAAAUAAUGGAUGUCAUCAAUGAAGCAAUUGCAAAGCUGGAGAGGCUUGUUAAAGCAAAAGAGCAAGCAGCAGGAAAUGAAGAAGAAGAGGAAGGGGAAGAGGAGGAAGAAGAAGAUGGUUCUUCUGAUGCUGCUGAAGUGCUGGAAUCUGUGAAAGAAAACAUGGAACAGAAUGGAGGUCGUCUUGAUGAUCAAUAUCUAAUAAAGUUUGUAAGAGAAAAGCUGAAGUCUAUGCCCUGUCAGAACCAAGGCUACAUUUUAGAUGGAUUUCCAAAGAUGUAUGAGCAAGGCAAAGAACUGUUUCUAAGUGAAGAAGAAGAGGAGGAAGAAGAAUCCAGAAGCAAUGCAAUUCAGUGCGAUAAAGCAAUUAUUCCUGAGUACGUUAUUGCCCUUGAUGCACCUGAUGACUUCCUUAAGAAUCGUGUAAUGAAUCUUCCAGAAAGUGUUGUAGCUGGGACUCACUACACUCAGGAUCGAUUCAUUCGCAGACUGAAUCUCUUCAGAGACAUAAACACAGAAGAUGAGACCGUACUCAAUUAUUUUGAUGAGCUUGAAAUCCACCCACAGCACAUUGAUGUUACUAAAGACAAUGACCCAGAGUAUACAACUGUGAUAGAUGAGAUAGUAAAAUGCAUUGGAAAACCUAGAAACUAUGGACUUACACCCGAAGAGAAGGCUGAGUUGGAAUUCAAAGCAACAGAGGAAAAGCUGAGGCGUGAGUUUGCGAAGAAAGCUGAAAUGGAGCAGAAGGAGGCACUAGAAGCAGCUGAAAGAGCAGCGCACUGGGAAGAAUGGAACAAACGUCUGGAAGAGGUGAAGAAGCAAGAAGUGGAAUUACUUGAAGCUCACUCAGUUCCGUUAAGAAAUUAUUUAAUGAAGAAUGUCAUGCCAACUCUCACACACGGGCUGAUUGAGUGCUGCAAAGUCAGGCCAGAUGACCCAGUGGACUUUCUGGCAGAGUAUCUCUUCCAGAAAAACCCACAAGUGGAAUAAACUCAAUAAAACAUUGUCCAGCAAAAAUAUUACAUAAUGAAUCAAGAGAUUCAAAAUAAUUGUGAAAAAAAGUACAUACUGUGUUUUGAUUUGAUGGGUUCUCAUUAAAAAGAAAUACUUUCUA
Protopterus annectens (West African lungfish) is the source of this 2341-nucleotide messenger RNA. It is a transcript of the gene AK7, whose product is annotated as adenylate kinase 7. The record is from RefSeq and is a predicted model, not a curated record. The coding region runs from base 49 to 2217 and encodes 722 amino acids. NCBI's taxonomy places the organism in Eukaryota, Metazoa, Chordata, Ceratodontiformes, Protopteridae. Gene Ontology annotation, molecular function: ATP binding; AMP kinase activity. The transcript has 18 exons. Gene Ontology annotation, cellular component: cytoplasm. Gene Ontology annotation, biological process: nucleobase-containing compound metabolic process.